Fusarium venenatum is the source of this 183-nucleotide messenger RNA. The record is from RefSeq and is a predicted model, not a curated record. Lineage: Eukaryota; Fungi; Ascomycota; Sordariomycetes; Hypocreales; Nectriaceae.
AUGUCUUCGCUGUCUUCCUGCGCUGAGGAAGAUGCUGUAGAGGAGAAGCAAGGGAGGUUGGUGAUAAUGGUACAUCCAGUGCAAGCCACUCAAACCAAGGACAAAGAGCUCGAGGGGUUUGGCGUGGGCUUAGGCACGGAACCGCGCGUGGCCAAGCAGGAACGACAGGCUCCUGAGGGGUGA